Molecule: messenger RNA, 1017 nt
Organism: Boleophthalmus pectinirostris (great blue-spotted mudskipper)
Lineage: Eukaryota; Metazoa; Chordata; Actinopteri; Gobiiformes; Gobiidae
Gene: eif6
Product: eukaryotic translation initiation factor 6
Exons: 7
Coding region: 187-930 (247 amino acids)
Biological process (GO): maturation of LSU-rRNA; ribosomal subunit export from nucleus; cytosolic ribosome assembly
Cellular component (GO): nucleolus; preribosome, large subunit precursor; cytosol
Molecular function (GO): ribosomal large subunit binding
Source: RefSeq, a predicted model, not a curated record
UUAAGAAAUAGUAAAAUUGUAAAAAACAAAACGAACAAACAAACAAAACAAAAAAAACUAACAUAUUUUUGUUGACGUCCUACGUCAUCACGUUAACCCUGGAGCGGAAGUGAACACGUGUGGAGGAGUCAACGCGCAUGUUAGAAGGCCAAAAAUAUAACUUGGUAACCGUAUUCUUUCUUCACAAUGGCUGUAAGAUCAGCAUUUGAGAAAAAUAAUGAAAUCGGAUGUUUCUCGAAACUAACUAACACGUACUGUCUGGUGGCUAUUGGUGGAGCCGAAACAUUUAACAGUAUAUUUGAAGGUGAACUGUCAGAAACCAUCCCAGUAGUUCAUGCAUCAAUAGCAGGUUGUCGCAUUAUUGGAAGAAUGUGUGUAGGAAACCGUCAUGGCCUUCUUGUUCCUAACAACACAACAGAUCAGGAGCUCCAGCACAUUAGAAACUGCCUUCCAGACCCAGUGAGAAUUCAGAGAGUCGAGGAGCGGUUGUCUGCUCUUGGGAAUGUCAUAGCCUGCAACGACUAUGUUGCACUGGUCCAUCCCGACCUUGACAGAGAAACAGAAGAAAUCCUUGCAGACACACUAAAAGUAGAAGUUUUCCGACAGACUGUGGCAGAGCAGGUGCUAGUUGGCUCUUACUGCGUGUUCAAUAAUCAAGGAGGUUUAGUCCAUCCCAAGACAUCUGUAGAAGACCAGGAUGAAUUGUCUUCCUUACUACAAGUUCCUCUUGUGGCUGGUACAGUGAACCGGGGCAGUGAGGUGAUCGCAGCUGGAAUGGUGGUGAAUGACUGGUGUGCUUUCUGUGGGCUAGACACCACAAGCACAGAGCUGUCGGUUAUUGAGAGUGUAUUCAGACUGACUGACUCCGCACAGCUUUCAGCCAUGGGCCGCACCAGCAUGAGGGAUUCACUAAUUGACAGCAUGGCUUAAACCCUGGAAACCUCAGCAGCAGAUUCAAGUAGUCAUGUUCUUUGUUGACUGAAAUGAAAAAAAAUAAAUAAAAAUUGAGAAAUACUG